AUGUCGUUCUUGCCCAACAUGGCGGGGAUUCACUACGUUCCUGGACCCACAGCACAGACUUCUGGAUUCGUUCAAGCUGGAGAUGCACCUUCAUCCCAACAAGUAGGAGUGACAGGCGGUGGAUUAGGCACCUCCUCUAAUGUACCCAAACCCGGGACUUCCAUUGAUCCUAACACCGGUAAACCCCAUCAAGAAGGGAUGACUAGAGCCGAAUUACAAGCUAAGAAAGCAGCUGAAGCAGCAGCCAUAACAGCUCAAGUCUCACCUAUAACAUCAGCUGAAUUGAAUGAUCAAGUCGAUCCUUCACGUUUCGGUGGAUUAGGUUAUUCUCCAUUAGUACCAAAACCUGGUACUUCCAUCAAUCCAGCAACAGGUCAACUUCAUUCGCAAGGUCUAACAAGAGCAGAUUUGCAAGCUAAAAAAGCUGCGGAAGCAGCUGCGAUAACUGCUCAAGUAUCUCCUUCAACUUCGGUCAAACCAGAGGAAUUAUCACAAGAUGAAUGGAAGCAUAUUCAAGAGAAAGGUGCCGAUUUAUUAGACCCAACUCCCCAAACUCAACAAGUUAGAAGAGGUAGCACAGCUGGAAUUUCAAGUGAAUUAUCAGGUAGAGAACAAGCUGCGAGACAAUUAGCAGGUGCCAUACCAAAGAGUGCUAUUCCUUCCUUUACAAGAACAUCUACAGGUGAGAUGACUCCUGGCCUCGAGCUACCAGGCGGUUGGGGAAUGACCAAAACUGUACCUUUCCCUGGAACUACUCCCUACGCACCGUCUAGCAUUUACGAGGAUGUCGCAGAUGGUCUAGAUAAAGUCGGUCGAGCAGCUUUCGCAGUUAUACCUUCUCCUAUCAAAGAUGCUUUCUCGACCUCCCCUGCCUCCCCCAAAUUAUCACCGACCACAUCAACAACUACCUCCACUACUCAGCUUGGUGUCUCCCCUCCCUCGGAUAGAAGAUCAAGUAUCACCGCGCUUUUCGAUGUAGCUAAAGAAAGAGCCAACAAAGUCGUAGGAGAUGUACAGGGAACUUUGCAGAACACCCAACGACGUGCAUCUGCGACGCUCAACAAGGAUUCCGAGUUCCGUAAAAACCUUUCCGGAUUCGUUGACAAUGCUCUAGCACAUGCUGGUCCCCCUGGUGUCUUACCUUCAGGUGUUGGUCGACCUGGUGUAGGAAUGCUACCAAGAUACUCUUUGCCAUCCGAAGAACCUGCAGGUGCUGUUCCUGGUGAACACACUUCCGGUGUUGGAGCUUUACCCGGUACAUCUAACGAAUCAGGUGUUGCUGUUCUCCCUGAUGAGAAGAAACCUACCCCCUCCCUUCCAUCUCACGAAAAUCAAGGUGUCCUCCCUGGAGAGACCUCGGGUGGUGUAGGAGCUCUUCCUGGUCAAAUCGGAGAGACUGGCGAAGCUAUCCUUCCUGAUGAGAAAGCAACCAACGCCUACCAAGAGCUCAACCCUGCAUCCUCUUCGGCUGGUUCUUCUGGCUCUGCCAAUUUUGCUGGUCACGAAGACGAGUCGACCUCUAAAGCUAUCACCAGUGCUAGCGCUCCUCCAUCUAGCUCUUCCGUCAUUGAGCCCGCCAGCUCUUCUUCUGCUAAAGAUGUUACCAGUUUUGACGGUCCUUCUUCUGGCUCUUCCGUCAUUGAGCCUAGUUCUUCGGCGCCCGAAAGAUCCGAAGCAGUCGCUCCUACCACUACUGCGUCUUCAUUUGGUGCAGGUCCUUCCGAGACUUUCAGAGCCGAGCCAACCAAACGACACGUACCAUCCACCGCUUAUGGUGCUUUGGCUGCACCCCUUCCUGCAACUAACCUUUUCACUGGCGCAAAUAAAGGGGCGACCGAUGUGUCUUCCGCACUGGGUACUUCCUCUUCGGAAACGAAAACCCUUAUGACGGCUCCUGAACCAAACUCAACGGUAGAAAGUGGAUCCACUCCAGCUACUUCAACACUGUCCCCUGCCUCUGUCGAUGAAAGCCAAUUCGAAGAGAACCGUUCUACUCCUGCUACUUCAACUAUAUCCCCUACUAGCGUUACCGAAGGCGAAGAAACAUCUCCUAGCUUCUCGCCAUUGGCCGUCCCUGACACUCGACACGCAAACGAAAGAACCACUUCUUCUGCUAGUGUGACAGCCAUUAGACAUGGUCACGAAGGCAGGAGCAAGCCUUCACAUCUUUCCGGCGAGGGCAUCACUGUUCCUGAACAUGAAGAAUUGGACACUUUUGCUAUUGAUCAAGGCCAGAAAUCAACUACACUUGGAACCGGACCAAAUCAUACUACUUCUUUGACUCCUGGUAAUGAACAUGAAGGAAUCGGAUAUCCCUCCACCAGAGAUAUCGAAGGGGCAUCAAGAGAGCCAGGCACUUACCCUUCGCAAGAGACCACAGGAUCAUCCGGAACCUCCCAAAACAAGCUGAACGAAGAGAAACAUAGAGCUGAAGCUCUGGUUGAUGCACCUGCUCAAUCUUCCGACAUACCCCCUGAAGAAUCUUCAUCAUCAACUUAUAAAGUCAAUACCGAACCACCUGCCAAUGGGCCUACUCAAAUACCAGUGUCAACCUCGACUCCUCUUCGGGAAUCUACCCCCUCUUCUUCGGAUUUACCUCAUCCAACUUCAGUUGAUAAUGCUAAAGACAUUGCUGGUGUCAAACACGACCACGUUCCUUCUUCGCCUAUCCCCAAAACAACUGCAGCAUCAACACCAAGUGCGCCUGCUAGUGGGAAUGGACAUGCUUCACCAAUUAGUAAAACUUCCGCGAGUAGUGGACAUGCGAGAAAGGAGAGUGGAAGUAGCGAGAAGAAAAGAGGUCUAUUCGGUAAGAUUAAAGAGAAGCUCAAGCAUUAG
Molecule: messenger RNA, 2838 nt
Organism: Kwoniella shivajii
Lineage: Eukaryota; Fungi; Basidiomycota; Tremellomycetes; Tremellales; Cryptococcaceae
Exons: 7
Coding region: 1-2838 (945 amino acids)
Source: RefSeq, a predicted model, not a curated record